Papaver somniferum (opium poppy) is the source of this 1758-nucleotide messenger RNA. RefSeq lists its product as uncharacterized. The coding region runs from base 1 to 1758 and encodes 585 amino acids. NCBI's taxonomy places the organism in Eukaryota, Viridiplantae, Streptophyta, Magnoliopsida, Ranunculales, Papaveraceae. The record is from RefSeq and is a predicted model, not a curated record. The transcript is spliced from 3 exons.
AUGAAUAUCUCAGAUAAUAGUCCUUUUGAUGUUGAAGCUCUUAAAAACUUGGUUGAAGCAGAAAAUGUGUACAAUUCUAGGGAAGUUCAAUUACAUACCUUAUUAAAACAGAAGUCAAGAUUAAACUGCGUAAAGGAUGGAGCAUCCAAUACAACAUUCCUUCAUGCAAAUUUAAAAGUAAGGAAGACAAAGAAUCUUAUCAGUGAAAUAGAAAUGAGAGAUGGCAAUGUUAUUAAUAAUCAAAAAGAUAUUGCAGAUGAACUAGUAAGUCAUUUUGAGAAAAAGUUUGAGUUUCAAGAUGUCUUAAUUGAAGAGUCCUUACUGAAGAACAUCCCUGAAGUAAUUUCUAGUGAAGAUCAAACAAUGUUGGAUAAAAUUCCUGAGGAAGAAGAGAUUAAAGAUACGAUAUUUAGCAUUGAUCCUGAUAGUUCACCUGGUUCAGAUGGUUUUUCUGGUAUCUUCUACAGAGCAUGUUGGCAGAUAAUAAAAGAAAAUGUGGUGCAAGCUAUCCAAUUUUGCUGGUCAAGAAAAUUUAUUCCUAAGGGGCUUAAUUCAAAAUUUUUAGUCUUGUUACCAAAAGUUGAAGGUGCUAAAUCUCCUAAUCAGUUUAGACCUAUUGGGUUAAGCAAUGUCAGUUUCAAGAUUUUUACUAAGCUAAUCACCAACAGAAUGAGUGGAUUAAUGGCAAAAAUUAUCUCUUCUCAGCAGGCAGCUUAUGUUAAAGGAAGGUGCAUUCAAGAACAAAUUCUUCUUGCUUCUAAAAUGGUAAAUGAGAUGAAAAAGAAAAGAAGGUGUGGAAAUGUUGGACUCAAGCUGGAUAUAUCUCAAGCUUAUGACUCAUCUGCCAAAAUAUUUGUUAUGCUUAAUGGUGGUCCUAGUGGCUUUUCUUCAGUUGAUUAUUCCAAUGGUAACAAGGGGGGAAUUCAUCCAACACACUUAAUGCUUGCAGAUGAUGUGUUCAUAUUCUUGAAUGGAGCAAAGAAAAGUGUCACAAAUCUUCUCAAGCUUCUAGAUGACUACCAAAAAAGUUCAGGUCAAGUAAUUAAUAAGCUCAAGAGUAAAUAUUUUAUAGAUGGAACUUCAGAUUUGAGGAAAAAUUAUCUUCAAAAUAUCAUCCAAAUGAAAGUAAGUGUUUUUCCAGAUAAAUAUUUGGGAGUAAUUCUUGUUACUGGCAAAGUUAAAUCUUCAACAAUCUGGCCAAUGAUGGAAAUAAUGCAAAGAAAACUUGCAACUUGGAAAGGGAAGCUAUUGUCAUUUCAAGAAAGGUUAGUUCUCAUUAAAUCAGUUCUUUGCAGCAUUCCAGUUUAUAAUAUGGCAAUAUAUAAGUGGCCUUCUUCUGUAAUUAAAGCUUGUGAGAAAAUUAUAAGGAACUUCCUUUGGUAUGGGGAUAGUGAAACAAGGAAAUACAAGGUUUUAUAUUGGAGGAAAGUGUGUACUCCCUACUCUGAAGGUGGUUUAGGAAUUCAGAGGAUUGAAGUUAUUAACAAGGCUUUUCUUAUGAAGAUGCUGUGUAAGAUUGUGAACUCUCAAGAAGACUGGGCUUUGUUCUUCAAAUCCAAAUAUAAGGAUAAGCACAACCAAUGGUGUAAUAACUGGAAAAUGUCUUCAGUUUGGAAUGGUCUGAAGUGGGCAUGGCAGUCAUUACAAGAAUAUUUAAAAUGGAGUGUCGGAAAUGGAAAAACAAUCUCACUUUGGUUUGAUGUUUUGGCUAGGAGAUUCCCCACUGAAAAAUGUUAUGGAGAAAUAUCAAUUUUGUAA